Molecule: messenger RNA, 690 nt
Organism: Daktulosphaira vitifoliae (grape phylloxera)
Lineage: Eukaryota; Metazoa; Arthropoda; Insecta; Hemiptera; Phylloxeridae
Exons: 4
Coding region: 125-643 (172 amino acids)
Source: RefSeq, a predicted model, not a curated record
AACGUUUACAAUUAAAUAUUGUAGCUUGAUAAAAUUAACGUACCAUAUUUAUAAUAACGAUUAAUUUUAAAUAUUUAUUUGUUUGAACACGACGUUAUAGUUUAUUUGAUCUAAAACAAACGUAAUGAAGUCAUAUUUUAUAAUUUUUACAUUGAUUUUGUCAUUACAACUCAAACAAGUUUGGUCGAAUGAAAGUGUUUUUGAAAGAUCUUUGGACGACCUUAAACAUGCGGUAGGGAAUUUGAUAGAAGAAAUAACAAAAUCGAUAGGUUACAACUUAGAAUCAUUGGUGCCAAAUCAUUAUGAAGAUGAAGUUAAAAAUGAUAUUAAAAAUACAUUAAGGAAAAUAGAAGAUGGAGGACAUAAGGUUUUAAAAGACUUAGAAAAUUCUUUAACUCCAGAGAUUAACAAUCUAAUAAAAGGAGUAGCACAAAACUUAUACGUGACUGCUAUUAAAGGAACGCGUUUCACUUCUCAAUCAUUAUUGAAAAUGUCUAAUCAUGUAUUUGAUAAUUUUUCAAAAAACAAUCAAGAAAAUUUUAUCAAUUUAUGUCAUAUUGCCGAAAAACAACUAAAGUGGUUAAGAGAGUUGGUGAAAAAAACUAACAAAGAAUAUGACAUUGAGAAAUAUAAUAGGAUAUAAUAAUUGAUUCUUAUAUUGAAAAAUAAAAUGAUUUAUUUAACAAUGAA